AUAAACUUGAAACUCAAAAAUGUGCACUUAUCUUAAGUCGUCAAUUGAAAAUGGAACAUCUAGAGAUCAUUGUUAAAGAUUGUUUAAAUAUGCCAGAACUAUUUAAACCAUAUGAUGAUGCAUUAGAAAUCCUAAAUAAUGAAAAAAUUGAGAGCGUGAAUAAAGCAAAAGAGCUAUCUCAGCAGAAAGCUGAUACAAUGGAGAAAAUUGCUUGGCAACUUUUACAUAACUCUUACAGUUCAUUCGAAGAAGCAUGUUCAGAUUCUCAUUCAACUAAAAAAAAAUCUGAAGAAAAAAAAGCGGCAGAGGAAAACCAACCGAGCAAAAUAACUCGCGAAGUUGAUGAAACAACUAUUGAAGAAUUACGGGAUGAAUACCCAGAUAUAUAUUCUGAGAUCCAGAAAGCUGUAUAUCGUAUCGAUUAUAUUCCAUGGCAAGAACUCAAAAAGAAGUACAUUUUUGCAAAGCUUUGCAUCUCUUCCGAUCAAAAUCAAUCUGACGGCGACGAAGGAAUCUCAAUAUUAGAUUGUCUUGAUAAAAAUAAAAGUGAAAAGGAUGAAUCAGCAGACAUUACUUACAAUAUAUUGCGGAAAGUAAACGAGAAAGCACAAGAAAGUUCGGAUGAUAUGUUCCUUAAACAACUUCUCGAAGAUAAUGUUAAUGAUACACGUGUCAUAUCAGUCUUUUUCAAUGAAUACGAGAAUUGGAAAAAAUUUACAUUUUCUAAAGUAGCGAAAAGAAUUUCGCAGAAGGUUCUUAACUCUGACUCCGCAAAUAUUGCUUUUAUUGAAAAAGAAUUUCGUCAAAAAGUACACGACAUCAAAAUAGCAAAUUUGGAAACAAUUCGUGUCGAAGCUGAGUCUAAAUAUCCAGAGG
Molecule: messenger RNA, 876 nt
Organism: Ambispora gerdemannii
Lineage: Eukaryota; Fungi; Glomeromycota; Glomeromycetes; Archaeosporales; Ambisporaceae
Source: the annotation of a GenBank genome assembly